AUCACAGAGUCAUCGAUAUGGACGCAUCUGUCACCUUCUAAUGCGGAAAUCGGGUGAAAAGUGAAGCUGGCCGAGGCGGAGAGUCCCACUCGGCGGUGUCAGUCAUGGUGUUCGAGUCGUUGGUCAGCGACCUUCUCAAUAGGUUCAUCGGAGACUAUGUGGAGAACUUGGACAAGUCCCAGCUCAAAAUUGGGAUCUGGGGAGGAAAUGUUGUGCUCGAGAACCUGAAAGUGAAGGAAAAUGCGCUGAGUGAAUUUGACGUCCCGUUCAAGGUGAAGGCUGGACAGAUAGGUAAACUGACACUGAAGAUUCCCUGGAAGAACCUCUACAAUGACGCUGUGGUGGCCACACUGGAUGGACUCUACCUGCUCAUUGUUCCCGGAGCCACUGGAUCUCAGCUGAUAACAUGUCCCUUUAAUGCCAUCAAGUACGAUGCCGCCAAGGAGGAACGCUAUCAGCAGGAGGCGAAGCAGCGCGAGCUGCAGCGCAUCGAGGACGCCCUACAGAUGGCAGCCUGCCGAGCGUCGCACACUGGCGAGCUGCUCCUCAGUCUGGAGAGCGUUGUUUAUAAGGAGCCUGUCGAUGUCCCCAAAGGACGUAAAAAAUGCAAAAAGCACAAAAAAGCUUUGAAGAAGCUGAAACAUCACGAGAACAAAUCAGAGAAGCCUCAGGAGGAGAAGAAGGACACGUUCAUGGAGAAGCUGGCUACACAGGUGAUCAAGAACCUGCAGGUGAAGAUCAGCAGCAUCCACCUGCGCUACGAGGAUGAUGUGUCUGACCCACAGCGCCCCCUGUCCAUGGGAGUCACCCUGUCAGAACUCAGCCUGCAGACCACUGAUGAAAACUGGAAGUCAUGUAUCCUCAAUGAAGCAGCAAAAAUGAUCUACAAGCUUGGUCGUCUGGAGUGUCUGUGUGCUUACUGGAACGUCAACAGUCAGAUCUUCUACAGAGGAUCGUGGCAGAACAUUGUGGAUCAGUUGAAGUGCGGGAUCAGCACCAAGGAUCAGGAGCUACCUCACUAUCAACACAUAUUUAAACCCAUCUUUGCAUCAGCUAAAAUGCGCAUCAACCCGAACGCCGAGCAGGAACUGCAAUCUCCAAAAGCCAAGCUGCACCUGGAGGUCCAGAACAUUGCAAUAGAGAUGACCAGACCCCAGUACGUCACCAUGGUAGAGAUGCUGGAGUCCAUCGACCGCAUGGUGAAGAACGCUCCCUACAGGAAGUUCAGGCCUCACACCCCUGUCCACGGCAAUGCUCAAAACUGGUGGCAUUACGCCUUCAACAGUAUCCUGGAGGUCCACAUCCGCCGCUCCAGCCGCAUGUGGUCCUGGUCCAACAUCAGACAGCACCGCGAAAACGUGAGGGCCUACAAGUCAGCCUACAAGACCAAAGUGCUAAGCCAGAACAAGCUCAACCCCGACAUAGAGCGCCACAUUCAGGACCUGGAGAAAGUUCUGGAUGUGUUCAGCAUCACAUUAGCUCGCCAGCAAGCUCAGAUGGAGGUGGUCCGCUCGGGGCAGAAGCUGGGGGGCAAGAAGGCAUCGGGGGGACAGAAGCAGGCAGGAGGGGGCUUCUUCAGCAGCUUCUUCAGCCGCAAGGCCAAGAAGGAGGAGCAGGGUCCUGAGGAGAGCAAGGAGGCUGAGGGUUCAGCUCUGGACGGGCUCAUGACUGCAGAGGAGAAGGAGAAGCUCUACACCGCCAUCGGCUACAGCGGCAGCUCUCACAACCUGUCCUUGCCCAAACAGUACGUCGCUGUGGUGGUCACCUUCCAGCUCUGCAGCACCUCUGUGACAGUCAGAGACCAGCCAGAUGUCCCAGAGAUCCUGAAGGUCCAGAUGAUUGACCUCAGUACCAAAAUCUCUCAGCGCCCUGGAGCUCAGGCCGUCAGGGUGGAGGCGGCCUUGCAGCACUGGUAUGUGACAGGCUUACAGCAGAAGGGGGCGGUGCCCUCGCUCAUCGCCUCAGUGGGUGACUCCGCCUCCUCGCUGCUCAAUUUUACCUUUGAGUUGAACCCCGAGGAGAGCGCCGCCGACCAGCUGCUGAGGGUGGACUCGCAGCCCGUGGAGAUCAUUUAUGAUGCGAUGACGGUCAACAGUUUGGCUGAAUUCUUCAAGAUGGGGAAGGGAGUGGACCUGGAGGUCUUGACCUCUGCUACACUCUCCAAACUGGAGGAGAUCAAAGAAAAAACAGCAACAGGUUUAUCCCACAUCAUUGAGACCCGGAAGGUUCUGGACUUGAGGAUCGACCUGCGCCCGUCCUAUCUGCUGCUGCCCCAGUCAGGCUUCUAUUGCGACACGUCCGAGCUCAUCAUUGUCGACUUUGGCAGCCUUAAAUUUAACAGCGUGGAGCAGAACAUCUCCCAGUCGACCUCGCCAUCCUUUUCGUCUCUUGAGGAGAUCAUGGAUCGAGCGUACGAGCGAUACAACGUAGAGCUGCGAAGAGUCCAAGUACUCUACAGCAAGUCAGGUGAGGCGUGGAAGUCUGCUCGGUUGCAGAGUUCAUCUGUUCAGCACAUCCUUCAGCCGCUUGACUUCACCGUGCAGUUGUCCAAGUGUAUGGUGGACAAUGAUGCCAGGAUGCCCAGGUUCAAGGUUUCAGGCGAGCUGCCGCUCCUGCAUGUGAAGAUCUCGGAUCAGAAGAUCCAAAACGUUAUGGAGCUGGUGGACAGCGUCCCUCUGCCCAACAUGGGUUCCACCCCCUCCACGCCCACUGAGAAGGUGUUGUCGUUAGCAGAAUUGCGACCACGAUCACUCAGCCUUCACCCUGCUCUCCUCAGCACGGCAGAGACAGAUUCCGACGAGGACGCCAGCGAGAAGUCAACCGAUGAUGAGCAUCAGCGCUCAGCUGUGGAGGAACUCACAGACCUUCAGUUCAAGUUUGAGGUCAAAGAGGUGCUGCUGGAGCUGACGCGGCAAGCGGACCAGGAGAAGACGGUGCUGUCGCUGAGUGUCUGUCAGCUCGGAGCUGAGGGGAAGAGGCGGACCUUUGACCUGAGCAUCACAUCCUACCUGCGCAGAGUCACGCUGGACUACUGUGAUGUUCCAGAUGACGGCAGUCCUCUUCACCUGAUCAGCUGCUCCGAGCAGCAGAGUUCUGACCUUCUCAAGGUGGAGUUCAUCAAGGCUGAUCCCAGCGGGCCGAGCUUGGAAAAGCUGUUUAAUAACACGGAGCAAACUCUUAAGGUGGAGUUUUCAUCCCUGGACUUCCUCCUUCACGCUAAAGCUUUGCUAUCAACCAUCAACUUCCUGACCAGUGCUAUGCCGCAACAGCUGCUCUCCGCCCGCAACCCUGAUGCCAAGAAGCAAGUGGAAAAGGGGUGGGGCAGGACAGUGUCCAAGGGAGUUAGAAAUGGUGAUGUGUUCAGCUUCAAGUUGUUCGCCAUGUUGGGAUGUUUCCACGUGGAGAUGUGUGACGACCACUGUCGCAUUGCCGACAUUCGAGUCCAAGGAAUUGAUGCAUCGGUGCUAGUGCAGGCCAAGCAGACGGAGGUGUUCGCCCGACUCCGAGACAUUGUGGUCAGAGACGUCAACCCUCAAAGCAUUCACACUAAGGCGGUGUCCAUCAUGGCUGAGGAGGUGUUCAGCUUCCAACUGUCCUUGUUUCCGGGGGCAACCGAGGGGGACAACUACAGCGACACGUCCAGGGUGGACGGAAAAGUCACCAUGCGUCUGGGCUGCAUUCAGAUUGUCUACCUGCACAAGUUCCUGAUGUCUCUGCUGAUGUUUGUCGACAACUUCCAGACGGCCAAAGAAGCUUUGAGCACCGCCACCGCUCAGGCAGCUGAGAAAGCGGCGUCCAGCGUCCGCGACUUUGCCCAGAAGAGUUUCCGUCUGUCCAUGGACAUCAAACUGAAGGCACCGCUUAUCAUUGUCCCCCAGUCAUCCACGUCCCAGAAUGCUGUGGUGGUGGAUCUGGGUCUCAUCACGGUGUCAAACAGCUUUUCUUUGCUGCCAGCUGAAGGCUUCUCGCUCCCGGCAGUGGUAGACAAGAUGGACAUUAGGCUGACGCAGCUAAAGCUGUCUAGAACCAUGCUGAGCAGAGACUCCUCAAUGCCAGACAUUGAGAUCUUGCAGCCAAUCAACGUUGAGCUCUUUGUCACCAGGAACAUGGCCGCCGCAUGGUACACCAAGAUCCCCGGAGUGCACAUACAAGGAGUCCUGCGGUCCCUGAAGGUGGGUCUGGGAGAGGAAGAUCUCGCUGUGCUGAUGAAGGUCCUGCUAGAGAACAUUGGGGAGGGAAGCAGAGAGCACAAGGUGGACACCAACCUGCGCGGGGCUCAAGAGAACCCAGAGAGUGCAGAGCGGCAGGUGGAGGUGGCGUUGCCACCGGAACAUGGCGACGUGGCUGCCAACGCUAACGGCGCUCUAUUUGAAAACACCGUCAACAUCCUGCUCAACUUUGAAGUCCAAGAGGUGCUGCUGACAGUGAAGAAAAAGAAGCCCAGCGAGCAGAACGAGUCUCCUUUCCUGGUCUUACACCUGGGUCACCUGGGCAUGGACACUAAAGUCAGGAAGUACGACACCUGUGCCACUACCUACAUCAAGAAGAUGCUCCUCACCUGUCUGGAGUUUAAAGACACCAGCGGAGAACCGCUGUGUCUUGUCAACUCAUCGGUGGAGUCUGGAGCUGAGCUGCUCAAAGUGCAGUACUUCAAGGCUGAUCGCUAUGGACCCAACUUCUCUGGCGUGUACAAGAACACGGAGCAGAUGAUCAACGUGACCUUCACCUCUCUCGACUUUAUGCUCCACACCCAAGCUCUCUUGUCUGCCGUCAACUUCCUGUCGGGGGCGCUGUCGUCAGGCAGCGUGGCGUCUGCAGAGAGAACUGUCAGGCUCAAGACGGAAGACAGCAAAAUGACGGCCACCAAGUCGAACGCAUCCAUGUCCCCCGCACACAGUGAGGUCAUCGACCUGAAGGUGAUGGUGACAAUGGGGGCCUUUAACGUCCUGGUGUGUGACCAGAGCAGCAACAUGGUUGACAUCAAGAUUCAAGGUAUGAACGGCUCACUGCUGGUGCAAGGACCACAAACUCACAUGUCUGCACGACUGAAGGACUUCAUCGUCCUCAAUGUGGACCCUGCAAGCAUCCACAAGAAGGCCAUCUCCAUCGUGGGCGACGAGGUGUUCAGUUUCUCCAUGAGUCUGACUCCCAGUGCCACAGAAGGCUCCGGUUACGCAGACAUGUCCAAAACCGAUGGUUGUGUGAAGCUGAACGUGGGUUGCAUCCAGGUGGUCUACCUGCACAAGCUGGUCAUGUCUCUGCUGAACUUCACCAACAACUUCCAGACGGCCAAAGGAGCUCUGAGUGCCGCCACAGCUCAGGCGGCAGAGAGGGCGGCGUCCAACGUUCGGGACUUUGCUCAGAAAAGCUUCCGCCUGUCCUUGGACGUCAAUCUGAAGGCGCCACUCAUCAUCAUCCCCCAGUCAUCCACCUCCCAUGACGCCCUUGUGAUGGACCUGGGUCUCAUCACGGUGGCAAACACCUUCUCCCUCCUGCCUAUUGACGGGUGCCCUCUUCCUGCCGUCAUCGACAACAUGGACGUCCAGCUGACCCAGCUCAAACUAUCCAGGACCUGUUUGGACCAGACUUUGGGUCAACCUUCCAGUGAGCUGCUGGAACCCAUCAACCUGCACUUGAGGGUCAACAGGAACUUGGCGGCAUCCUGGUACAAGAAUAUGGCUGCUGUGGAGGUGGACGGCGACCUUAAACCAAUGAAGUCCAUGUGUCCUCCUCCAAAGGUGGCGCUGAGCCAGGAAGAUCUGAAGGUGCUGCUGAGGAUCCUCACAGAGAACCUUGCAGAGGCCGCCCACCUGGAACCAAGCGGCCCGAAACCAGAAACCAGUCUACCGCUGCGAGCACCUGCAGGUCUUCAGACAGGUGGUGCUGAGAAGCCGCGCGUGGAUGAAGUCAUGGAUGAAACACUGGAAUCCGUGAAGUUUAACUUCAGCAUUGAAUCUCUUGGUCUGGUUCUGUACCGAGAUGAACCCAAACAGUCUUCUGGCCUGCAGCACCAAGAGAACCUCCGUCUGGGAGAGUUUGCCCUCCACCUCUGGAAGGCUUCAGGGAAGAUUCGAAACAAUGGUAGUAUGGAGGUCAGCACGAUCCUGACCAACUGCACUCUGGAUGACCAGAGGAUGGGCAUGGACAGGGUAACCUCAAGGAUGGUCAGCCGGCGAGACUCGGACAGCUCGGAGGUCAUGAUCGAUGUGACGUACCGGCAAGGUGGUGGGGAACGUGAGGUGGUGGCCGUACUGCAGAAACUAUACGUGUGUGCCAGCGUGGAGUUCCUGAUGGCUGUCGCAGAUUUCUUUCUCCAGGCUCUGCCCCAGUUUCCGACUUCCGGUGUCAGCUCAGCGCCAAGCGAUAGGUUGGCCUUGAGACAAGUGGCAGAACCUCGAACUGAAGCGAAGAGUGCGUCCAUGACGAGGACACAUGUUCGUGCAGUGGUGGUGGACCCGGAGGUGGUGUUUGUUGCCAGCCUCAUGAAGGCCGACGCCCCCUCCAUGGUGGUGUCCUUCCAGUGUGACUUCACCUUGCAGGCAGACGAUGACGGUGCCCAGACCAUGAGGGCUAGCUUGAGGGCGCUCAAGGUCCUGGCCUGUCCCUUCAUCCGCAACAAACAGGACAAGGCUGUUACCACGGUGUUGAGACCCUGCUCUGUUGUCCUGGAAACUAAAAGAAAUCCCAGCCAGCCACUUAGCGGCUCAGUGAUGGUGGAGGAGGUCAUUGUCAAGAUCUCACCGUUCAUCCUCAACACAGUCGGCACCAUAACAGCAGCAAUGGCAGCAAGGAAGAGCGGCGAGCAGAGCCAAGACUUGGAGCCGGACGUCAGCACCCUCUGGUCCGUCAGGAACAUCUACGCAUGUAACUACUGGUUCCUGGGGGUGGACCAGGCCACUGAGGUCACAGAGAGCUUCAGAGACCAGGAUGGACUGAACGUGGGCGAGCACUUUGCCGCAGAGGUCAAAGUCAUCCAGAUCACACUGGAAUCUGGUCUGGGUCAUCGUACUGUCCCUCUGCUGCUGGCAGAGUCCUCCUUUAACGGCACGGCACAAAACUGGUCAUCUCUGCUGCAGCUGAAAGCCAACAUGACACUGGAGGUGAAUUACUUUAACGAGGUCCACGCUGUGUGGGAGCCCCUGAUUGAACGAGUCGACAGCGGCACACGUAGAUGGAACCUGGACCUCGAGAUAAAGAGCAAUCCGGUCCAGGACAAGAGUCCGGUACAUGGAGACGACUUUGUCAUCCUCCCCGAACCUCUUACAGCCAUCAAUAUCUGCUCCACCGACACCAUGAACAUCACCAUGACCCAGUGCAGUGUCAACGUCUUCCACAACCUGGCUAAGGCCUUCUCUGAGGGAACCACCUCCACCUUUGACUCCUCUAUGAAGGAGAAGGCGCCAUUCACCGUUCGCAAUGCCCUGGGCAUCCCACUCAUCGUGCAGCACAGCACCAACUUGAGGCCGGUGGGCGUCCCGCAGCAAGGAAAACUGCUGGAGCUGCCGGUGGACCAGAGCAUAGACCUGGAACAUUCAGUGUAUGAACCGUCCUCUCGGGGCAAACUGUCAGCUCUGCAACGUCAGGAGAGCUCCUUGUUCCACUUUACCAUCGUGCCAACGGGAUACAGCGAGAUAGCCAACAUUCCCGUGGACAAGCCAGGCCGCUGCCUGUACAACAUCCGAGGUCCGAUGCUGCAGGAAGCCGUGUCCGUGCUGAUGCAGAUUGAUGCUGCUGAGGGCAACAAAGUCAUCACCAUCCGCUCACCUCUGCAGAUCAAGAAUCACUUCUCCGUGCCCUUCAGCAUCCUCAAGUACUGUCCGACAUCCCGGAGCUUGCAAAGUCUGGGACACGCCCAUCCAGAGAAAGAAUUCCAUAUCCCAUUAGACACUUACAGGUGCCAGCUGUAUGUGCGUCCAGCGGGUCAUCUGGACCGCCAGUACGGGCCAUCCUCUACAUGCGUGGCAUGGAAGGAAGAGGUGCACCGUAGCUCAGAGGUGCGUGCACUGCUGCAGUGUCCGGCAGCCGACAGCGGCAUGCUGCCACUCAUGGUCAGCACCCUGGCAACACCUGACGUCCUGCGCCACAUCGCCAAUCACGGGGAGGAGGACUGGGACCCCGCCUACGUCAUCCACCUCCACCCGGUGGCUACUCUGCGAAACCUGCUGCCAUACACGGUCCGCUACAUGAUGGAGAAUUCUGCAGAUUCCUACGAACUCCUGGAAGGCAGUACAUCGGACCUACUCAACGCUCGUGUGGCGGGAGAGAUCAUGUCACUGGUUCUGAUGAGGUACCAGGGCCACGACUGGCACGGACACAUCCGCGUGGAACAAAGCAUGCCGGAAUUUUUUGCUGUGUGCCUCACAUGUGACAAAGACACCAACAUGGCGGUGGAUGUGAGUGUGCACGUGUCGCGCACACCAAGCCGCCUGUUGCUGUCCCUCUUCAGUCCAUUCUGGAUCAUCAACAAGACGUCUCGGGUUCUGCAGUACCGAGCGGAUGAGAUCUCGGUCAAGCACCCGGCUGACUUCCGAGACAUCAUCCUGUUCUCAUUUAGGAGGAAGAACCUUCUCAGCAAGAACAAGCUGCAGUUGUGCGUCUCCACCAGCUCGUGGUCCGAUGGAUUCUCUCUGGACACGGUGGGAAGUUAUGGCUGUGUCCGCUGUCCUGCCAACAACAUGGACUUCCUGGUGGGCGUUAGCAUCCAGAUGAGUAGUUUCAACCUGACCAAGAUUGUUACCAUGAGUCCCUUCUACACCCUGGUCAACAAGUCAUCCUAUGAGCUGGAGGUGGGAGAGGUCACCAGCCCCACGACCGCCAGGUGGCACUAUAUCUCGUCCACUGAGUGCCUCCCUCUUUGGCCCGAUAAGAGCACAGGGAAGCUGUGUGUGCGUGUGGUUGGAUCCGAGUCCGCCUCCAAGUUCUUCUUCUUUAAUCGGCAAGACAACGGCACGCUGUUGAGUCUUGACAUGUGUGGCGGGAUCAUCAUGGAUGUCAACAUCUCCGACCAUUCCACGGUCAUCAGCUUCAGUGAUUACUACGAAGGAGCGGCGCCCGCCCUGCUGGUCAACCACACGCCAUGGGUCAACCUCAGCUACAGACAGAGUGGUUCUAGUGUGGUCCAUCAGCUGAAACCCGGUGAGGCUCGUCGUUUUGUGUGGGAUGAUCCUGCAGGGCUUCGAACCCUCAGCUGGAGCUGCAUGGAACAUUCUGGAGACACCGACCUUCUCAAGGACGAGGUGGGUCAGUUCUCCUACGACAGCCUGUCACAGAUCCACUGGGUGUCCUUCUUGGAUGGACGCCAGCGGGUGCUGCUCUUCACCGAAGAUGUCGCCGUGGUGACCAAAGCUCGACAAGCAGAAGAACUGGAGCAAUUCCAACAGGAAGUCAAAGUGUCGCUCCAAAAUCUUGGUCUGUCCCUGGUCAACAACGCCAGCCGACAGGAGGUCGCCUACAUCGGCAUUCCCAGUUCAGGUGUGGUGUGGGAGAUGAAGAGGAAGAAUCGUUGGAAGGCUUUCAGUCAGAAGAACAUCAACUUAUUGGAGAAAGCCUACCAGAAUCAACUGAGUGGGAAGUCGGAAGGUGGCUGGGUCAAAGUAGAUGCUAACCUGGAGGUGAACCUCAGUGGAGCCAUCAUGAUGAUGCGACAGCCCUUUUCCUGCCCGGUGAGGAGAAACUUCCUGGCUGGGAUUCAGGUUGAGUUCAAACGGUCUCAGCACCAACGUAGCCUCAGGGCCCAACUACAUUGGCUGCAGGUGGACAACCAGCUUCCCGGUGCCAUCUUCCCCAUUGUCUUCCACCCGGUUCCUCCCCCAAAGUCCAUUGCUUUGGAUUCAGAGCCGAAGCCUUUCAUCGACGUGUCCGUCAUCACACGCUUCAACCAGCACAGCAGUGUCAUGCAGUUCAAGUACUUCAUGGCUCUGGUCCAGGAGAUGGCGGUGAAGAUUGACCAGGGGUUCCUGUCAGCCGUCUUGGCUCUGUUCACGCCUGCUGCUGACCCUCAGGCGGAAGGACAGAAGACUCGGCUGAUCAAAAAAGAUGUGGAGCUGCUGCAGGCUGAACUGAUGGAAAGUUCUCUGAGCGACACGUCCGGACUGAACUUCUUUGAACACUUCCAUAUCUCCCCCAUCAAGCUCCACCUCAGUUUGUCUCUGGGGUCAAGUGGUGAUGACUCAGCUCAGGACGCGGCCGCUGUUCAAUCCCUAAACCUGCUCUUGAAAAGCAUUGGAGCCACGCUGACGGAUGUGGACGACCUCAUCUUCAAGCUGGCCUUCUUCGAGGUCAAGUACCAGUUUUACCGCAGAGAGAAGUUGAUGUGGGCUGCAGUGCGGCACUACAGUGAGCAGUUCCUCAAGCAGAUGUAUGUUCUGGUUCUGGGUCUUGAUGUCCUGGGAAACCCAUUUGGACUGAUCCGAGGUCUGUCUGAGGGUGUGGAAGCCUUCUUUUAUGAGCCUUUUCAGGGGGCGGUCCAAGGUCCUGAAGAGUUUGCCGAAGGUUUUGUGAUUGGUGUCCGCAGCCUGCUGGGUCACACCGUUGGUGGCGCUGCAGGUGUGGUGUCCAGGAUCACAGGCUCAGUGGGCAAAGGUCUGGCAGCCAUCACCAUGGACAAAGAGUACCAGCAGAAGCGACGCGAGGAGAUGAAUCGCCCCCCAAAAGACUUUGGCGAGAGUCUGGCUAAAGGCGGGAAAGGCCUGCUGAAGGGCGUUGUGAGUGGAGUCACGGGCAUCGUCACCAAACCUGUGGAGGGGGCCAAAAAGGAAGGCACAGCUGGUUUCUUCAAAGGCAUCGGGAAGGGUUUGGUGGGCGUGGUGGCCCGUCCCACAGGCAGCAUCGUGGACAUGGCCAGCAGCACCUUCCAGGGCAUCCAGAGAGUGGCCGAGUCCACAGAGGAAGUGACCAAACUUCGUCCAGUUCGCCUGAUCAGAGAGGAUGGAAUCAUUCGACCUUAUGACGUCACAGAGUCACAAGGCUUUGACCUUUUUCAGCGCUCUGAGAUCAAGCAGCUGGAAGGAGAAGUUUUCCGAGAUCAUUGUCCAUAUCCUGGACACAGAAAGACCAACAUCAUUGUCACCAACAGGAGGGUUGUGUGUGUCAAGGAGAUCGACUUUGUGGGUCACUUCAACAAAGACUGGGAAUGUUUGUUUGACAACUUCUACGCUCCUCCCACUGUCCUUGGAACGCAACUCAACAUCUACUGCAAGGAGCAACACAAGUUGAAACUUCCCAAAAAAGACGUUCACGAUUCCGUGCGCAUCGUUCAGCUGAGAGACGCAAAUACAGCACAGAGGAUGAUGGCGGCCAUAACUGAUGCUCAUGUGGCACAUCAACAACGCCGCAUGAGCAGACAGAAGUCACAACGCUUCCUGAAACCAACCAGCAAGCCCUGAGUCCUCUUCCUGUCUGCAGCCAGACUUCCUGUUUUCAAGUACAC
This is a messenger RNA of Dunckerocampus dactyliophorus (ringed pipefish), 11428 nucleotides long. It is a transcript of the gene vps13c, whose product is annotated as vacuolar protein sorting 13 homolog C. NCBI's taxonomy places the organism in Eukaryota, Metazoa, Chordata, Actinopteri, Syngnathiformes, Syngnathidae. Gene Ontology annotation, biological process: protein targeting to vacuole; mitochondrion organization; protein retention in Golgi apparatus. Bases 105 to 11384 code for a protein of 3759 amino acids. The transcript has 88 exons. Gene Ontology annotation, cellular component: extrinsic component of membrane. The record is from RefSeq and is a predicted model, not a curated record.